AUGGCCGACGCUCAGUCGGCCUUGGAGGUGCUUCGUCGCACAGAUGCCACGCCCAUUGCGCAGCUCCACCCCGACAUCGACGAUGCCUUGUCGCGCGUGGUAGAUGGUGUCGUCACCGUUACCUGGCCGCACAGCGUCGUCACAAAGUCCAUCGCCUUCAUCCUCGCCGAGCACGAUUUUCGACUGCGUCGUGACAAGGGACAGCUUCGCAUUGAGCUCCACGGCCCAGCGGCUCAGGCCCUCGCCGAAUCUACCAUUGGCGGCGGCGAUGAGGCUCGCAUCAGCUUGGAUGGAGCCCAAUGGGAGAAGCACCAAGCGCCGACUCGGCUGCCCGGCGGCACCUUGGAGUGGCAGCUCAAAUUCUCUAACCGCCUGCUGUUGGAGGUCCGCAGAGCCCAAGACCAAGGCAACGACUUCAUACAAGUUGACGCCCCGGAAGAUCAGGAGCCGCAGCCCGAGCCCAAAAGCCCCCUGGCCGACAGACUUAACCCCUCCCCACCCGAUGCGCAGUCACAGCGUGACCAUGCCAUGCCCUUGGCGAUACCGGACGUCGUCGCCACCCCAUCGUCUUCGCUUCCCGCCAAAAGACCAGCCUCCUCGACCUUUGGACCGGACGAGUAUGCGUCGCCUGCCUUUCUGAAACGUGCUCGGGUAUCAUAUGGAUCACUCUUCGAGGGUGGGCUCGACAUGUUCGACGAAGAAAAGGAGACCAAGACCAAAGGAAAGCGGCGACCGCGUUUCAGCAUGCAAAACACAACCUGGCGAUACACUAGCCGAUCCCCAAGCCCCGAGGCCGACACGCCAUCCGAUCACGAGAGCGACGUUGGGGACAGGCCAGGACGGGACGAAGAGGCGCAAGCCUCGGCAGGCACUCCCAAGGCUUCGCCACCACGACCUUCAAUGGUGGACGAGGCGUGUCAAACGCAGGAAGUGUACUUCAGUCCAUCACAGAUGGAGGCUCAAAUCUUGGCCGAGUCUCACGUACCCGGUUCUAUGUUGCAGCCUGCAUCGACGUCAGGACCGCCGGGACAGCGUCAAGACCAAGCUGGAUUUCAGACGCCAUCUAGAACACUCUUUGAUCGAGGACGCGGCCAGCGCGAUGUGCUUCGGAUAGCUGAGGAGCCCGACAUGGCAUACGAGACAGCCGGCUCGCACGGUCACGACUUUGGGCUUGGGGCAGAGCAGCAUGUCGGUUCAGCCAAUAUGCUUGGCGCGCCGCCUGUUGCAACCUCGGCCACAAGCCCAGCGGUCUUUACUGAAGGCAUCUCAGCACCAGGUUAUCCUCCUGCGGUAUUCGACGGCAACCAUCUUGACGCCACAGCCUUGAACAUUGACCCCAGUCUGCAGUUCCCAGGGGCGAUUCCUGUACCGGACCACGUGUACUUUGAUGCGCCCCCCCCUGGACAUGUUGAAUGGCACGCGGAGCCGCUCGCAGCUGGACGCGCAUGGGUUCCUGUCCAAGCUAGUUCACAGUCUCCGGCGGUUGCCGUGUUUGGCUCUUCACCUCUGAGAAGACAGCCGCAUAGCAUCAGUUCGGGAUCAAGGAACUCAAACGGAUCCGAGCUGGGUCCCAAUCUUGCCUCUGGCAGCGGCGAGGAAGCUUUUCAGGGUGGAUUUGCAGGGGAGACUGCAGAAGCGGAGACGACGGGACGCGACGACGCCGACGCCCGGGACAUUCCAGGCGAAGACUAUGACCUGCGGAACUACGACCGUGCAAGGGAUGACGACGAGGAAGAAUCCGAGGAAUCCGAGCCUGGUGGCAGCGAUGUGGAACAGCAAGCCAUCGACCUCUCAGAGGAGGACGAGGAAGAUGAGCUGCAUGGUCAAGCACCGGAAACAGAGCAAUACAGCGAGGCUGGAUAUGGCGUAGAAAGCGUGCACCGCGGUCCUGGAGCUGGUGAAGACGCGGGCUACUUGAGUUCAGACGACGAGGAUGACUCGGACGACGAAGCCCAAGUAUUGAAUGGCUUGGAGGAAGACGAUGGUGAGGCCCGAUACUAUGACCAAGAGGAUGAAGAUGGCUAUGAUGGACUCUAUGGAGGUGAAGAGGAAGAGGAGUCUGAGGAGUACGGCAGUGCUUUCAACGCCGCGCCAAGGGCCACGGCUCCUCAGGAACCGGUGUUUAUCAGUCUUCUCUCCGACUCGGAGGACGAGCAAGAGUCCCAGGCAGAACCGGGGCCGCCCAGUAUUUCCCCGCCGCUGGUGAGGGACUCGAUGCCACUCAAUGGACCUGUCGGAGGAGUUCUUCCUGAGACUGCAAAUAGUGCAGAGUUACAACGAGACAGCGAGUCCUCGGCGAACUCAAGUCUCGAUGUCAACGAGGAUGAGUCUCCGGGGCUGGACGCAGCUGGACGAGUGCACACGCAUCAGGGUCUGGAGAUGGAGCCCAUGCCAUCUCAACCAGCACCAUCUGCAUUUCUGGAGGCUUCGGAAUAUACCCACCAAUCGGCCAGCGACAACGCAAGUGUACAUGAUGACUCGGAAAUUGAGGAGGAGCGACAGCCUGAGGGGGAUGGGCGGUACCAGGACACGGAGGUUAAUGGCGAGGAACCCAUUACCACUGCUGCCGCCGAGGCUGUUUCGUCAGAGCCGAUGGACGUUGAUGAGGAACCGGGUGACGAGGCUCCAAGCGACCAGGUACCGAUCAAUGAGGCGCCAGGCAAUGAGGCACAGACUAGUCCACCCAUGGGCGAAGACCCGCGGCCUCAAGCAGGCCAGCUGGAGGCGUUGGUUCAAGACAAGCCCGCUGACGGGGAAGCCAUAGAGAUUCCACUGGAGCAUCAGCAAACGGCCGUGGAAAUUUUUGAAUCCCAGCCCCUCGAGCCCCAAGGAAUUGAAGGAGAGGAGCAAGUUCUCACUGAGGCCUCGGACAGCCUCGGGCAGGACGCCCUCCCUAACGAAUCAUCGGAGUAUCACCAAACUGACCUUCAGACAGCAGAUGCAGACGUGGUGUCAGUGGUCACCGAGGUCGAGCAAGUUCAUGACGAAUCGUCAAUCUCGGGUACCCACCCAAAUGAUUCCGAGGAUUUGGCUACACUGGAAGCCCUGAAAGCAGCGGUUCCCGGGGGGUGCGUUGAGCAACUACCGACCCCGAGCGAGACUCAGCCCAAGGAGGAUACAGCUGCGUUAGUCGAUGCCGAAAACCAAGUUACUGAGGAAGGCGAGGACGAUCGAGCGGCGCAGGCACAAAUUAUGACCGAAUAUCAGGAAUAUUAUACUCCUACCAAGCAGAAUACGACUCGACCCAGCCCAGGCAAGGCCCAGGACAAGGGCCAGGUCAAGGGCGGCGAUCAGGAGCCAGAAGCUCUUAUUACAGUCAAGUCCCUCCGGAGUCGGGGUCAUCGGAGGACCAGAUCCGGCGACACGAACAGCCAGUCGCACGAGGAUCCAAGUGUUCUUUUGGCCAAGGCUUCUGCGUGUCGUCCCUCGGGCCCUAAGCCGGGCGCAGAGCCAAAGUCGCCAACACGUCUGCGCGUAGCCGGCAACAGGGGCGAUGCGUCGGAUCCGAGCCUACUCCUGGCAAAGGCGUCCGCUUCGGAACCAGCUCACCCAAAGGAUCAUCAGUCACCGACUACGUCACGCGCAGCAAGCGGCACAGCCGACGAGGCAGCCACGGUCAUGCCAUCGGCCGGAGCAUCGUCUUCGUCGCCCAGGGGCAAGCGACGACACGCAACCCCGGAGGUGACUCGGGAGCUCCGCAGCAAGCCGCACGACGCCGCACGCCGCAACACUCCGGAUGCCGUUGCAGAGACGAUUUUGAAGUCGCCAUCGGUGGCCGGAUCGUUGGAAGAUGAAGACGUGGCGGCAAUGAAGCGAAAUCUACAAAAGACGCUCCGCACCGCCUUGCCAGACUUUCUUCCUCUGCGGUCCCUGCGCUCAUCGUUGAACAAAACGGUUGACAUUCUGGCCAUGUCUACCUUGACUCCGCCGCAGCCGCAUCGUCCCAAGCACGGCCCGCGCGACUACAUGCUGGAGCUGAUACUCACGGACCCCUCGACGGCACCGACGAGCGUCGUCGUGGCUCACCUGUUCCGGCCACACCAGACCUCGCUGCCGGUGGUGAAGGCCGGAGACGUGGUGCUCUUACGCCGCGUGCAGGUCGUUUCGGUCAAGGGCCGCGGCUUCGGGGCAAGGGCUGGGGACACCUCGGCUUGGGCAGUCUUUGAGAAGGACGACGAGGAGAUGCUGCCACAGAUCAAGGGACCACCGGUGGAGGUAACGGACGCCGAGAUUGAGCACGCGCAGGGGCUGAGGCGAUGGUGGGCCAUGCAGGGCGAAGGGGCGAUGGCCAAGGUUGACAAGGCGACGCAAAAGGCGUCACAAGCCGGCAAGGGUGAUGCAAGGUGA
This is a messenger RNA of Hirsutella rhossiliensis, 4347 nucleotides long. Its product is annotated as telomeric single stranded DNA binding POT1/CDC13 domain-containing protein. Gene Ontology annotation, molecular function: G-rich strand telomeric DNA binding; telomerase inhibitor activity. The transcript has a single exon. Gene Ontology annotation, biological process: telomere capping; regulation of telomere maintenance via telomerase. Gene Ontology annotation, cellular component: nuclear telomere cap complex; chromosome, telomeric region. The record is from RefSeq and is a predicted model, not a curated record. Bases 1 to 4347 code for a protein of 1448 amino acids. Lineage: Eukaryota; Fungi; Ascomycota; Sordariomycetes; Hypocreales; Ophiocordycipitaceae.